GAUGGCGGCAGCGGCAACCUGCGGCGCAGGUGCUGGGAGUCUUCGUUCUGUGGCGGCGGCGGCGGCGGUCGACAGGAGCAGCGCCACCAGCUUCCAGAGGAAGGGUCCCAGAGCCGGCGAUGCCGACGGCAGAGGCCCUCGCCUGGUGUCCAUUGCAGGCACCCGGCCGUCGGUGCGGAACGGACAGCUGCUGGUAUCCACCGGGCUCCCGGCCCUGGACCAGCUCUUAGGUGGAGGUGUAGCUGUUGGAACCGUCCUCUUGAUUGAGGAGGACAAGUACUGCACGUACGCGCCGCUGCUCCUCAAGUGCUUCCUGGCUGAGGGCGUCGUCUGCGGACACCCGCUGCUGCUUGCAUCCGCGCGGGAACCGCCCGCCCGCCUCGUGCAGGAGCUCCCUGCGCCGUUACUUGACGGUAGCUAUAAAAAAGAACUUGAUCAAGAUGGAUGCAGUCAUCCAGCAGCAGACGCUAAAGUGCAGAUGAAAAUAGCGUGGCGGUACCAGUUGUUGCCCAGGAAGGAGGUUGGACCAGUGUCAUCAAGAUUUGGUCAUUAUUAUGACAUAUCCAAAAAGAUGCCACAGGAACUCCUGGAGACUGCACAAUGGCACGGGUUUUUCCUCCCAGAGAAGAUGUCUUCACCUCCCACUGCUGAACCCUGCCACUUGACCCACGGCUACUCGAAGCUGCUUGAGUUUAUCAAGAAGAUCAUUUCUGAGGAAGGCGUUGAUGGAUCCAAUCCCCAGAAAAAACAGAAAAAUAUCUUAAGAAUAGGAAUUCAGAGCCUCGGCUCCCCCUUAUGGGGAGAUGACGUGUGCUGCGCGGAAACCUGUGAACAUAGUCACAGCCUCACCAAGUUCCUCUACGUUCUCCGUGGUCUCGUGCGAGCCUCGCUCUCGGCCUGCGUGGUCACAGUGCCAACACACCUGAUCCAGAAUAAAGCAAUUACUGCUCGUGUCACCAACUUGUCAGAUACGGUAGUGGCCUUGGAAUCGUUUGUUGGUUUGCAGAGAGAAAUCAACCCUCUCUACAAGGAUUAUCAUGGUUUGAUUCAUAUUCGGCAGAUUCCUCGGCUUAAUAACUUGAUUUGUGAUGAAUCAGAUGUCAAAGACUUAGCUUUUAAGUUAAAAAGGAAACUAUUCACCAUUGAGCGCCUGCGCUUGCCUCCAGACCUGUCAGACACGGUGAGCCGAGAGGGCAAACAGGACGUGGCGGCGUCCGCCGCGCGGCCCGGCCCCUGCCGCAGCGCGCUGGCCGCGGGCGAGCCGCACCUGGACUUCUAGGGCCCGCCUGCGCGGGGGCUCUCGGGCUGCCGACGGCUUAUGGAAAUGCUGCUCCUGGUGAUGCCCGGAGAACACCGUGAGGGCUACCAGUGGCUUCGCCUUCUCAAGCAACUUUCUACACAGGAAUAGGAUAGCAGGGGCACUUUCAUUUUGGAAUUUGGCUUUUGCUGUGUAGAGAAAAUAGGUGAU
This is a messenger RNA of Octodon degus (degu), 1468 nucleotides long. RefSeq names its product elongator acetyltransferase complex subunit 4 (gene Elp4). The coding region runs from base 2 to 1279 and encodes 425 amino acids. Gene Ontology annotation, cellular component: cytoplasm; elongator holoenzyme complex; transcription elongation factor complex. The transcript is spliced from 10 exons. The record is from RefSeq and is a predicted model, not a curated record. Lineage: Eukaryota; Metazoa; Chordata; Mammalia; Rodentia; Octodontidae. Gene Ontology annotation, biological process: tRNA wobble uridine modification.